Cooperia oncophora is the source of this 765-nucleotide messenger RNA. Lineage: Eukaryota; Metazoa; Nematoda; Chromadorea; Rhabditida; Trichostrongylidae. The record is from the annotation of a GenBank genome assembly.
GUCACUCUUCAAUUACAGCCAGUGGGACAAGAUGUCUGCUUACUACUACGCAACAACAAGAAUGAACCCGCAGGAAUCAUCACUCUACGAGUCCACGACAUCGCCUACAGCUGCCAAGAGCGGACAGAAUACUACACCAGAGACCACCAGUUCCAUACCGAGUCCCACCAUCAAUGUUGGAAUGCCCACAGCUGCACCGGCGAAACUUGCACUGGAAUUUCUACAUCGACUAACAUAAAAGAAUUCAGCAGCGACGCGAAGAACAAUCCCGGCCACACUUACUGCUCUCCAUCAUGCAAAUGCCUCUGGUGCGAUUUUUGCUUCUGGUGCAAGGAGACAUGCCUUUUCUACAAAGUCUACGCACGGCCAGAAUCCGGAACUAUCUACCGCGUCUUCACGUGCCCCGUAUGGUCGAUCACAAUCACAGGAACAAUCACCUUGGAAACCUCAACCAAGAGACAACAACACGACUUCGUCCUACAUCCCGCUCGCCCGCACAUAUGGAACACCAUCGAACUCACCCUGACGGCAACAAUCGUACCGAAUCUACCGAUCCUAUCUAGCUACUUUCUCACUGAUGGCACAAACAGUUGCGAAAGUCGAACCGACAACUCCAAUGCGCUUCUGAAGAAGUUGCUAAGAGAUUUUCACCGUGCCACUUUUCUCCAUCCUCCUGCCAAUGCACUCCUCUCGUUUACCAAUGCACUCCGCUCGUUUAGGAAGCUUCAUGCAGUUGCCCCGAAGGAAACGUACGACGAUACCUAA